This is a messenger RNA of Punica granatum (pomegranate), 2965 nucleotides long. The record is from RefSeq and is a predicted model, not a curated record. Lineage: Eukaryota; Viridiplantae; Streptophyta; Magnoliopsida; Myrtales; Lythraceae.
UUGGGGAAACAUCAUACUACGCGGAAAUAGUCGAUAGAGGAUUCUCCUUCCCGACCAUUGAUUUGAUCCAUCGAUUGAUGUCCCGAUCAACAGAUUAAUCAACAGAUUCCUUAGAAACCAUAUUAUGGAAAGCAGACGACGGUAUUGUUUUGCCCAUACGUGUCCGCAUCUUCGUCCAUCACAUUCCUCGCCCAUUACCAUUCCCCUGUCAGCUCACUCGUCUCCUUCCCGCCCUCUGCUCUGCUUCGAAACCGCCUCUGGUGUCAACUGCGAUGCUGAUAUGAACAUCAAGUUGCAAACUUUUCGUGCUCUGUCGACUCGGAUUGGAUCGCAGUCUUCGGUUAAUUCCCAAAUCAAAUCCUUAGUUCAGCAAUCAGAGCACCUAGCUGCCCUGAAGUUAUUCUCCCCUGCAACUGCCACCAAUUUCACAUUCCCUCCCCUCCUCAAAGCUUGCACUUGUCUUUCAAACCUCGAGUAUGGCAAGAUAAUCCAUUCGGCUAUCGUCAUUCUGGGUCUGCAGCAUGAUCCUUACAUAACGACUUCCCUCAUAACUUUUUACUGGAAAUGCGGGUCCUUGGAUGAUGCAGUCAACGUGUUUGAUAAUUUUCCCGGAAGAGAAGAAGUAUUAGCCAAGGAUGUGACAAUUUGGAAUUCUGUCAUUGAUGGAUACUUUAGAUAUGGGAAUCUCGAAGAGGGUAUUGCUCGGUUUCGUCAAAUGCAGCUUUUCGGCUUGAGGCCCGAUGAGUAUUCACUUUCUAUCCUAUUGGGCGCCUGUGGUAGCCUUUUGGGAUCACCAGGAGGGAAGCAAAUUCACGGGUUUAUCAUUAGGAACAUAUAUUCUUGUGAUGCUUUUCUUGAGACUGCGCUGAUUGAUAUGUACUUGAGUUGCAGUAGGCCCAUGGAAGCAUGUCUUCUGUUCGAUGACUUGGAAGAUCGGGGCAAUGUGGUCGUAUGGAAUGUGAUGAUUGGUGGAUUGUGUCAGAAUGGAAUGUGGGAUCAUAGCUUGGAGUUAUAUUCUUUAGCUAAGAAGGAGAUUGUUGACCUUGCAUCGACCUCAUUUACAAGUGCUCUGAGUGCUUGUUGUUACGGUGAAAAUGUGGAUUUCGGGAGACAGCUCCACUGUGAUGUGAUCAAACAAGGGUUUCACAAUGACUCUUUUGUGUUCACUUCCUUGUUAACCAUGUAUACCAAGUGCAGAUUGGUGGAGGAUGCAGAAGUCUUAUUCACUCACUCGGAUGACAGGAAAAUUGAAGCAUGGAAUGCCAUGAUCUCGGGUUAUGUUGGGAAUGGCCGACCCCAUAAUGCUUUGGAGGUCUACUGUCAGAUGAAAAUAAGUGGAAUAUGUUCAGAUUCCAUCACAUUGUCGAACAUCUUAUCAGCUUGCUCUAUGGUGAGGUCACAUAAUUUUGGGAGGUCAGUCCAUGCAGAGUUGAUCAAAAGACCAAUGCAGAGUACCAUUGCUCUACAAAGCUCAAUUUUGACUAUGUAUUCAAAAUGCGAGAGCCAUGAGGAUGCUCACCUGGUGUUCUCUAAUAUGACCGAAAAAGAUGUAGUUGCAUGGGGUUCGAUGAUAUCAGGGCUAUGCCAAAACAUGAAAUAUAAGGAGGCUUUUGAGUUGUUCAAAGCAAUGGAAACUGAUGGAUUGAAACCUGACUCUGAUAUCAUGGUAAGUAUCAUAAAUUCUUGUCCGGGUCUGGAGGAUGUCCAUUUGGGUUGUGGGGUUCACGGAUUAAUAAUUAAGAGUGGACACGAGUUGGACAUUUUUGUGGCGACUUCCCUCAUAGAUAUGUAUUCAAAAUUUAGUUUAACAGAAAUGGCUGCACAAAUAUUUUCUGGAAUGCCGUUCAAGAACCUAGUGGGUUGGAACUCUUUGAUGUCUUGCUAUUGCAGGAAUGAACUGCCAGAGACCUCCAUUACUAUUUUCUCCCAUAUUAUGGAGCAAAAACUAAAGCCUGACAACGUUUCCGUUACAACUGUGCUCAGUGCUGUUUCUUCAUUGGCAUCACUGCUCAAAGGAAAGGCUGUCCAUGGGUAUCUAAUAAGGCUGGGAAACCCACUGGACCUUCAAGUUAGGAAUGCUCUGAUUGAUAUGUACAUGAAGUGUGGGUGCUUAAAGUAUUCUCAGAACAUCUUUCAAAACAUGAUACAGAGGAACUUAGUGACGUGGAACUCAAUGAUCAUUGGAUGCGGGUAUCAUGGUCAUUGCUGCAAAGCCCUGAUGCUGUUUGAUGAGAUGAGAAGAUUGGGAGUAAUUCCUGAUAGGGUUUCAUUUGUGUCUUUGAUUUCAUCUUGCAGGCAUUCGGGUCUUGUCAAGGAAGGCCUGAGAAUAUUCGAUUCUAUGAGAUUGGAGUAUGGGAUUGAGCCAAGGACGGAGGACUAUGUAAGCGUGGUUGAUCUCUUGGGCCGUGCAGGCCAGUUAGAAGAUGCUUAUAGGUUCAUCCAAUCAAUGCCCGAUGCGCCAGAUAGGAGUGUUUGGCUUUGUUUGUUAUCAUUCUGUCGGGUUCACAGUAAUGUUCAACUCGGAGAGAUUGCUGCUUCAAAGUUACUUGAAAGUGAAACGGCUGAAGGAAGCAAUUUUGUUCCAUUGCUGAAUCUCUACGGUGGGGCCGAGCUGUGGGACCGGGCAGCAAACUUGAGGGCAUCCAUGAAGGAGAAGGGGUUGAAGAAAAAUCCUGGUUGCAGUUGGAUUGAAUUGAAGGAUAGGGUGGAAGUUUUCUACUCGGGGGAUCCGUCCUCUCCAAAGGGGGUCGAUGUUUAUGAGGUGUUGGUUCAACUGAGUCGAAACAUGGAAAAGAGGGCUGUGGAUCACAGAAACAUUGCAGCCUUUUAACAACCUUGGAGAAGGUCAUUUGAGCAGGAUUUCCUAUCAGUCACGAACUGAAAGAGGUCCCGUUCAGAGGUCCUGGUGUAGUCGAUCUGGGACAGAGCUGCUUGAAUUUGAAUCAUAUAGUCGAUCUGGGAAGCU